AUGUGUGAGCACCUGGGAAGCGGGGAUGAGGUAGCGGUGACAGGAGGGGAGUUCUUCCAAAUUUGCAUAGGGGGCAAAGGAGCCCUAAAAAGGAAAUCACUUGAAGAAAGAAGAGCCUGGCCCAAGGAGCCAGGAAACAGCCAGGAAAAGCCAGGAAAAGCAUUAGAGGAAACAGUAAUUCUAGAUACAGAUGGUGGUCAUUACAAGGCAGACGUGGCACCAACAUAUGAGGUGAAUCGGCAGAGAUCUGACCCUCAGCAGGUCAAGACAGCUGAGGGCAGAGCGGCGCUGUUCAGACGUCAAAGGCAGCAGCUGCAGAAUCCAGAUCAACUAAUGGUGAGCCAGUGUGCCGCUGGACUGAAUAUCCCCAAAUCACACUCCAAGCAGCCUGCCGCCGUUUCUUCUGACAGCCUCACCAACCUUGGAGCUUCCUCCUGCAGGUUCUCCUGGCCAGCUGGUGAGCUCAUCUGGAUCACCAAAACCUCGGGACUGCUAAAAGAUCUAGUUUCAGUUGGUCAUAGGGGGCCGUGUGAAGAGACCUGGCACCCAGCACUUCAGACCAGAGUUCUAGUGCACAAACAGCUGCGCCGACACCUCGGCUCCGAGGGACACAGGGCAGAAGCUCCACGAACGACACAGCAAGUCAAGAUGGCGGCUGCAGCCCGUCUGCAGCGUCUCUGCACCCGGCACCACACUCAGGACCAGCCCCCGAUGCCUGCCCAGCGCCGGGGGUUAAAGAGGAGGAAGGUGGCAGAUAAAGUUCUACCUCAGCGAACUUGGGAGCCAGAGCCUCAGGUGUGCAUGGAUCUCUUGGCUUUUGAGCAGAAGCUGGACCAGACCAUUGCUCGAAAGCGGAUGGAGAUCCAGGAGGCCAUCAAAAAGCCUCUGACGCAAAAACGAAAGCUGCGGAUCUAUAUUUCUAACAUGUUCAGUCCCAGCAAGGCAGAAGGUGAUAGUGCAGGAACCGCAGGAUCCCCGGGGGGAAACCCCGCAGGGGACAAGGUGGCUUCCUGGGAACUCCGAGUAGAGGGAAAACUGCUGGAUGAUCUUAGGAAACAGAAGAGGAAGUUUUCAUCAUUCUUUAAGAGCCUCGUCAUUGAGCUGGACAAGGAGCUGUACGGGCCUGACAACCACCUGCUGGAGUGGCACCGGAUGCCCACCACCCAGGAGACAGAUGGCUUCCAGGUGAAACCGCCUGGAGACCUCAACGUCAAGUGCACCUGCCUGCUCGUGCUGGCUCAUCAGCCUCCCCAGUACAAGUCGGACCCCCGACUGGGGAGGCUGCUGGGGGUGCACACACAGACGAGGGCUGCCGUCACGCAGGCCCUGCGGCUCUACAUCAAACACAACCAGCUGCAGGACGGCCACGAGUGGGAGUACGUCAACUGCAACCGGUACUUCCGCCAGAUCUUCAGUUGUGGCCGACUGCGUUUCUCUGAGAUUCCCAUGAAGCUAGCCAGGUUGCCGCAGCAUCCAGACCCCAUUGUCGUCAACCAUGUAAUUAGCUUGGACCCUAACAACCAGAAGAAGACAGGCUGUUAUGACAUUGAUGUGGAGGUGGAUGACCCACUCAAGGCCCAGAUGAGCAAUUUUCUGGCCUCUACCACCAAUCAGCAGGAGAUUGCCUCCCUUGAUGUCAAAAUCCAUGAGACCAUUGAGUCCAUCAACCAGCUGAAGACCCAGAAGGAUCUCAUGCUCAGUUUUCGUACUGACCCCCAGGACUUCAUCCAGGAAUGGCUCCGUUCCCAGCACUGGGACCUCAAGAUUAUCACUGAUGUGAUUGGGAAUCCUGAGGAGGAGAGACAAGCUGCUUUCUACCAAAAGCCCUGGGCCCAGGAACCAGUGGGGAGGCACAUCAUUGCCAAGGUGCAGCAGCAAAGGCAGGAACUGGAACAGGUGCUGGGAACCCACCUGAUCUAA
This is a messenger RNA of Globicephala melas (long-finned pilot whale), 1920 nucleotides long. Its product is annotated as SWI/SNF-related matrix-associated actin-dependent regulator of chromatin subfamily D member 2-like. Gene Ontology annotation, biological process: regulation of transcription by RNA polymerase II. Gene Ontology annotation, cellular component: nucleus; SWI/SNF complex. Gene Ontology annotation, molecular function: transcription coregulator activity. The record is from RefSeq and is a predicted model, not a curated record. Lineage: Eukaryota; Metazoa; Chordata; Mammalia; Artiodactyla; Delphinidae.